AUUGUCCUGGACAUGACAUUCUUAUGGCCACCAUGUUGAACGGUGCUGCGGUGAUGGAUGCUGCGCUUCUACUUAUUGCUGGCAAUGAAUCUUGCCCACAACCUCAAACUAGUGAACAUUUAGCUGCUAUUGAAAUUAUGAAAUUGAAACACAUCAUUAUUCUACAGAAUAAAGUUGACUUGUGUAAAGAGACCGCGUGCGAGGAGCACUAUCAUAGUAUUUUAUCUUUUAUUAAAGGGACUGUUGCUGAUGGAGCCCCGAUAGUUCCUAUUUCUGCACAACUGAAGUACAAUAUUGACGCAAUUAAUGAAUACAUUGUUAAAACAAUUCCUAUUCCUGUUCGCGAUUUUACAUCGGAUCCUCGAUUAAUU
Molecule: messenger RNA, 371 nt
Organism: Acaulospora morrowiae
Lineage: Eukaryota; Fungi; Glomeromycota; Glomeromycetes; Diversisporales; Acaulosporaceae
Source: the annotation of a GenBank genome assembly